AUGAAUGUGUUGAGCAUAGCGGGCUCCGAUCCCUCGUCUGGCGCAGGCAUUCAGGGAGACCUGCGCACGUUUGCGGCGCUGGGGCACAACGGGUUCUCUGUGGUUACGGCGGUUACCAGCCAGAACUCUUCGGGGUUUGCAGGCGCAGAGCCGGUCUCGCCGGGGCUCGUCAGGAGCCAGAUGGACUCCGUGCUGGGGGAUUUCAGAGUCGACGCGAUAAAGAUCGGCAUGGUAUACAGCUCCAAAGUCAUCGGGGCCGUGCGCUCGGGACUGGCAGGCGUCACGGCGCCCAUGGUUCUGGAUCCCGUGAUCGAGUCCACCACCGGCGGCACCCUGCUGCAGAAGGAGGCGGUGCCGGACUACCUAGGCCUGCUCCCCCUGGCGUUUGCGGUAACGCCAAAUGCGGCAGAGGCCGAGGCGCUGACAGGCGUGCGCGUCAGAGCCGCAGGCGACGCGCCGAAGGCUGCACAAAGGCUGCGUGACAUGGGUGCAAGAAACGUGAUCAUUACCGGGCUGGAGUCGGGAGGCAGCGUCAGUGACUGCGUCUGCACCGAGUCGGGGGUCUACUCCAUAUCCGCAAGGCGGAUAGGCAGGCAAGUGCACGGGAGCGGGUGCGCCUACUCGGCCGCCUUGGCCGCAUCCAUAUCAACAGGCUUGGGGAUCGACGAGGCGGCAAGGCUUGCAAAGCGGUACGCUGCAGACUCGAUAAGGCAGUCCCGUAGAAUCGGAGGCGGCAUUGCCGUUGCAGGGGCGUCCACGUCCGGAAUGGAGUCAGAGAUGCAAGACGCGGUGCGGCGCUUGGUCGGGAUGGAAAACAUCCACAGACUGAUUCCGGAGGUGCAGAUGAACUUUGGCUACUCCCGAACCCGGCCGAGAUCCAGGCAGGACGUGCUUGCGGUGCAGGGGCGCAUUGUGAGAUCCGGCAGGGGCGCGAUAGUCGCGGGUCCGCUCGUCUUUGGCGGCUCGAGACAUGUGGCGUCUGCCAUACUGCAGAUGAACAAAAAGUUUCCCCAUGUGCGCUCGGCCCUCAACAUCCGGCUCGGGCAGGACGUGCUAAAAAGGAUGCAGGAGAACGGCAUGACCGUGCUGUCAUACGACAGGCGGGGGGAGCCGGACGAUGUCAGGCGCAAGGAAGGCGGCUCGGUAUCCUGGGGGAUCCGGACUGCCCUUGACGGUGCCGCGUCGGCUCCCGACGCCAUAUUCCACGAGGGCGGCCCUGGAAAGGAGCCCAUGAUCAUGGUAUUUGGGGACGGGCCCGGCGACAUAGUCCGGAAGGUGGGGCUUCUUCUAUAA
Messenger RNA from Geodia barretti, 1293 nucleotides. NCBI's taxonomy places the organism in Eukaryota, Metazoa, Porifera, Demospongiae, Tetractinellida, Geodiidae. The record is from the annotation of a GenBank genome assembly.